This is a messenger RNA of Guillardia theta CCMP2712, 822 nucleotides long. RefSeq lists its product as hypothetical. The transcript has a single exon. Gene Ontology annotation, molecular function: heme oxygenase (decyclizing) activity. Bases 1 to 822 code for a protein of 273 amino acids. The record is from RefSeq and is a predicted model, not a curated record. NCBI's taxonomy places the organism in Eukaryota, Cryptophyceae, Pyrenomonadales, Geminigeraceae. Gene Ontology annotation, biological process: heme oxidation.
AUGAGCAGGCAGACGUUGAACCAGGUGCUGAGGUCGUGCCAGGCGAUCCUGCCCAAGAGCGAGAGCUACAAGACUCUGCUAGACAGCUCGGCGAACAAGCGAGGGCUGUCGAGAAAGCUGGACCUGCUGCUGCGGGAGGGGGUCCACGAUAUGAAGGUGUUCGGGCUGGGUUUCCUGAGGAGCAUCGCGAGCAAGGAUGAGUACGUUCACUUCACCUCCUGCUCCUUCCACUUCUACCGGGAGAUGGAGCGAGAGCUCGACAGGAAGGCGGAGGAAGGGGCAGUCGUCGGCAGGCUGUGGAGAAAGUUCCCUGAGCUGCGCAGGGCGGAGAGGCUGAGGGAGGAUCUGCGAAACGUGGGUGCAAGCUCGGAUCCUACUCUUGUUCCGAUGAGCCCUGCCACGACAGCAUACUGCGCAUCGAUCCGCAGGGCGGGGGAGGAAGAGCAGGGAGUGAGGAUAAUCGCGCAUAUGUACGUGAGGUACUUCGCGGAUCUUUUCGGAGGAAGGGCGCUAGGGGCGCCGACCAAGUACGCGGUGCAAGAGCUGAAGCAGAGCCCUCCUCUCUUCUACCAGUGGGAUCGUACGGUGGAGCAGGACAGGAGGGCAUACAUCGAGCGGCUCUAUGUAGCCAUCAACGAGGCGGCGGAGGAGGUGGCGAGCGAGGAGGUGGAGAAGAGGAUUGUGGAGGAGGCGAGGAGCGCGUUCCAGCACAACGCCAACAUAUACACAGAGGAGGAGGGGCUGUACGGGAAAGCAGCGCAAGGUGCUUACAAGCUGGUGACGGGAUACGCCAUGGCUAAGGGCCGACAGCUGAUGAGAUGA